Messenger RNA from Diaporthe amygdali, 1071 nucleotides. RefSeq lists its product as uncharacterized. Gene Ontology annotation, cellular component: nucleus. Gene Ontology annotation, molecular function: sequence-specific DNA binding. The transcript has a single exon. Gene Ontology annotation, biological process: positive regulation of transcription from RNA polymerase II promoter by glucose. The record is from RefSeq and is a predicted model, not a curated record. NCBI's taxonomy places the organism in Eukaryota, Fungi, Ascomycota, Sordariomycetes, Diaporthales, Diaporthaceae. Bases 1 to 1071 code for a protein of 356 amino acids.
AUGGCAACCAUGGCAUCUGCUGCUCGCGAUUUUCAAGCGACCUCUGGCCGAGACAACUUAACUGCUGUAGCGGCCCAGAGUGUCCCUGUGACACGAUCUCACCCUCUCCCCCUCCCCACCCCUCCGAACUCCAUAUCUCCCGGCUUGCGACCGCACGGCUUGCGCGCCCAGUUCCUCAGGGCCAAGCUCGAGUCCGACGUGCCCGACCUGGACCUGCACGCCGGCCAGGGCGACAACAGCGCCCAGUUUGAUACUGGCGCCCACGGAAACCACGGCUCGACCCAGCACGACCCGGUCGGCGCCAUCACGCCAGCUCUGCUGUCCAAGCACCAUCUGCCGGACAUCCUGUUGAACCACGGCCCGCUUGCGAUCCGCCACAUCAUGGGAUACCUGACCACGUCGGUCCCCGGCUUUGCAGGCAUACCACCAGCCAAGGCGCGACGGCUUGUAGUAGGAGCACUGGAAGGACGAGGAAGUGGCCGCGAGGGCGGCGGUUUGGACGGUGACGUGGAAUUCGAAAAGGUCGGUUGGGGUCGCUGGGACGCACGGCGCAAGGGUCAAUCUCGGCGCGACUCGCAGGCUAUGCAUGACGCGUCUUCGUCGUACAUGUCCUCGCCGUGCCUGUCAGCCAUCCCCAUAGCAGGCGGAGCGGCGUGGAGCAACGAGCGGACGCGUCCGGCUGCGUCGAGCCCGGAAGAAUCCCUUGCCUUCUCCCACGACGACCGUGGGUUUUAUAUACACGAUAACGAUGCGGACAACAUGUCCAUGGAUGGCCCCGCCUCUGCGUCAUGCUCCGAGGCACCGGACGACGACAUUGAGAUGAACGACGACGACCCCGAGGACGUGACCGACGAGGAGGACUGGGCUGCCAUCGGAGCCGCAGGCCUGCGCGCCCAGUCCUAUUCCAGGUCGGCUCAGCCUGGGACCUUCCCUUCUCGUUUCCACAGCACGUCGUCCGGAAUGGCUCGGGCACCUCAGUUGAACAACAUCGACUUCGCUGCACUGGCAGCAACCUCUGACGCGCAGGAGCGAGAGGCUAUCGAGGCCCUAAUCCGUCUCGGUUCUGUAUAA